Messenger RNA from Aphanomyces astaci, 1357 nucleotides. RefSeq lists its product as hypothetical. The record is from RefSeq and is a predicted model, not a curated record. Gene Ontology annotation, molecular function: protein-folding chaperone binding. Gene Ontology annotation, cellular component: mitochondrial inner membrane. The transcript has 4 exons. NCBI's taxonomy places the organism in Eukaryota, Oomycota, Saprolegniomycetes, Saprolegniales, Verrucalvaceae. Gene Ontology annotation, biological process: protein import into mitochondrial matrix. Bases 44 to 1297 code for a protein of 417 amino acids.
CUGAGACUCAUCCGGAUAGGACAUAUCGCCGACGACGAGGACGAUGAUCCGCCACUCAAUCCUCCGAGCGGCGUCCCAAGUUCGCGUCACGGGGCAUGCGAGGUCCAAUCUGCCCGUGCGCCACAUGAGCUUCUUCUCCAGGUUGAAGGAGGAGAUUCAAGCCGAAUUGAACAAGGAUGUCGUGAAGGAGACCACGGACAAGUCCCAAGAAGCGAAGGAGGCAUUCGAGAAACGCGCCAAGCAAACCAAGGACACGUUCGAGGAAACACUGCGUCAGGCAAAGACCGAAGCAAGCAAAAGUGAGUACUACCAAGAUGCCAAGUCCAAGUUCUUCGAUCCGCUCAACGACAUGAAGUCCAAAGUCGUGGGCAGCGCUCCGGAAGGGGUCCAGGAGACAUUGAAAGAAACGCUGUACGAGGUGUUUGGCUGGAACAAGAAGAAAUCUGUCGAGGAAACCCUCACGUCCAGCUUGGCGGACACGCGCGCGCCCAAGGAAACGUCCUCGGAUGACGAUGACGAGGCUGCUGCCACUCCAGCAUACACGGGCACGACCGCCAUGGUCGUGGUCAAGGGCGAACAGACUGCAUGGGAACGCGUGGCCUCCCGUCUGCGCGAGACUCCCAUCAUCCAAGGCCUUCUGGACGCCGCCAACCAAGCAGCCAAGACGGAAGCGGGCAAGGUCCUUGGCUCGACCGCCAAGAAAGCGCGGGACAAGGUCGGCGAUGCCACCGAAGAUGUCCGCGAAUACUGGGAAACCAGUCAAAACCCAUGGGUCUACCGCAUGUCGUCGAUCUACGACGGAUUGUUUGGUGAAACGCCCGAAAGCAUCGCCAUCAAGGAAAUUCGCCGCGCCGACCCGUCGUUUGAUGUUGAAACGUGGAAAGAUGCCGUGGCGGAAAAUGUGGUGCCGCACGUGCUGGACGCGUUCUUGCGAGGCAACAGCCGGGAUCUCAAGCAGUGGAUGGGCGAAGCUGCCUACAACACGGUCAACAUGGCUAUCCGCGAACGAAAGGCCGAUGGACUGGUCGUGGAUCCCAACAUCUUGGCCAUUCGCAACGUCACUGUGAUUGCGCUCUCGGCGGAAGACAAGCAGGCGCCGAUCAUCGGCAUCCAACUCAUGGCCCAGCAGAUCAACUGCAUCCGCAACCGAGAAGGCGAGAUCGUGGAAGGUGCCGAUGACGACAUCCAAGCCAACUUUUACAUUUUCGCAUUCCGUCGCGAGUACGACGAAGAAGCGUCGGCGCUCAAGUGGAAGAUCGUCGAGUUUGGGGUCAUUGGGUCCGUGCCGUACAUUUAAUAGAGGCCACUGACAAAAUGAUACCUCCCUUCAGCCAACAAUAUAGAGUUUAUAUCGACA